This is a messenger RNA of Labeo rohita (rohu), 1813 nucleotides long. RefSeq lists its product as uncharacterized. The transcript is spliced from 6 exons. Bases 99 to 869 code for a protein of 256 amino acids. NCBI's taxonomy places the organism in Eukaryota, Metazoa, Chordata, Actinopteri, Cypriniformes, Cyprinidae. The record is from RefSeq and is a predicted model, not a curated record.
CGUGAUUCAAGACGAUACCGUCAUCAAACCGGCAUGUAACUUGUAUCGUCUUGUUCAUGAUAGGACAUUUAACUCGUGCUCUCGAAUAAAGUGACAAAAUGGCUCAUGCGUUUAAAAACUGUUCAAACCUUAUGGUCACCGGUGCCAAUCGAGGCCUCGGGCUGCAGAUAGUUGAGACUCUGGCAACGGGAGGAUUCUCUCCCGGGAAGAUUAUCGCAACUGCUCGCAAUCCAGAUGGAGCCAAGGAAUUGCAAAAGUUGGCCGGAGAGCAUCAAAACAUACACAUUAUUAAACUGGAUGUUACAAGUCAGGAGAGUAUAGAGAGUGCUGCGUCUGAGGUGGAACAGCUUGUUCAGAAGGAGGGUCUCAACUGUCUCAUCAACAAUGCUGGAAUUAAUGUAGUUGCCAACCUUGAGACAGUCACUGCAGAUAAGAUGUUGGAAAACUUUCAUACCAACUCUGUUGCUCCGUUGAUGAUCACCAAGGCCGUGCUCCCACUGCUGAAGCGAGCAGCUGCAAAGGGAACGGGGAUGGGCAUCCACAGAGCAGCAGUCAUCAAUAUGACGUCCCUACUGGGUUCAGUCGAGCUUUACUGGGGUGAUCGUGCCAACAGUUUCAAAUGGUACCCAUACAGAACAUCAAAGAGUGCACUAAAUAUGGUCACCAGAUGCUUGGCAGUAGACCUGGAGGCAGAUGGGAUCUUGUGUAUGGCUCUGCAUCCAGGCUGGGUUCGCACUGAUAUGGGUGGACCUGACGCACCACUGAGUCCUGAGGAAAGUAUUUCCUGUGUGUUGUCUGUGAUCGGUGGUUUGACUGAAAAGGAUCAUGGGUCAUUUCUUCACUACACUGGUGAACAACUACCCUGGUGAUGCUGCAGAUGGUUUUUAGAUACAAGCAAUAGACACUUUAUUUUGCUUUGUUAUAUGUAUAUAUGUACUAUAUGUGCAGUCAAAAGUUUACAUACACCUUACAGAAACAAGGAAUCACACGAUGCAUUAAGAGCCGGGGGGUGAAAACAUUUGAAGAUCAGGGUAAACUUAUUUUGUCCUCUGGGGAACAUAUCUUCUGUUGCUUUCAGAAGGGCAGCACUAAAUGGAAAAAAAUAUGAUAUUUAGGCAAAAUAAGAAAAAUGUACACAUCCUCAUUCCAUUCAAAAGUUUACACCCCUGGCUCUUAAUGCAUUGUGAUUCCUUCUGAAGCAUUAGUGAGCGUUUGAACCUUCUGUAAAAUUUGCAUAUAUUAUUUCCCUUGGUGCACUAUAUGCAAACAUCUUUUAUGUGAAAUAUUUUAUUCAGGUCAGUACUAAAUAAAAAAAAUAGCUUGCAUUUUAUAUGAUCCCUCUUGUUUUGGUAAAAUAAUUAACGUUUUGCAGAUUCUGCAAGUUGUAUGUAAACUUUUGACCUCAUCUGUAUGUACAAUGUGUAUUUACAUAUUAAAAAGCAACAUUCUAGUUCAGGGUUUUUCUUUUCCUAUUUAUGAAAUGUAUGUUAAUAUUUGGGAUGGUGAAUGUUACAGCAGUCAGAAUGUUACAGCAUGCCUAGAAAAUAAUGAAAAACUUUAAACCACUUUUUCUUGUUUAACCACAACAAACAGCCACAAUUCUGAAUGUUAUUCACAAUUUAAGCUAUCUUUAUGAAUUACAGCAGGGCAUGGACAUGAAAAACUACCUUUCAUCCUAUGUAUCAUAUAUUUUUGUAGAGUUGUAGAAUGCUUUAUAUAGUAAAGGUUGUGUUGACAUUAAAUGAGUUUGCUAUUAUUGUUAACACCAAAUCAAAAAACUGUAUAUGUAUGAAUAAAGCUGUGUUUAGUAACA